Messenger RNA from Marchantia polymorpha subsp. ruderalis, 1660 nucleotides. The record is from the annotation of a GenBank genome assembly. NCBI's taxonomy places the organism in Eukaryota, Viridiplantae, Streptophyta, Marchantiopsida, Marchantiales, Marchantiaceae.
UCGGGGCUGCAGGAAGCUGCAGUAGAAUGUCUGUCCAGAUCUAGAAAGAGCUACAGCCUCGAGAGUGGAGUGGACUCCAGCGGAUUCCCGAGUGCAUGCGUGUGGAUCGGUCGGAGAUCAGCGAUGGAGUUGAAGAGAGGGCAUCUGUUGGUUCUGUGCCUGUUGGCAUCGGUGGUGUUGGCUUCGGCAACAUGGGAUGUACCCAAAUACAAGAAGCCCGUGAAGAAGUACCAAGCACCCAAGUGUGCUCCCAUCAGGCAGUUCACAUCGUGCGCUGCGUUCGUGAAGAAGUCGUCAUGGCUUUACGGCAAAUGGUCGUGGACGCCGACCCCGAAGUACUGGUCUCCCUGCUGCAAGCUGGUCAGGAAGGAGUCGCAUGAUUGCCUGUGCGCGGCAGCCAACUCCAAGUACAAGCACUUCAAGGUCGACAUGGCCAAGGCAUUGUCUUUGCCGAAGAAGUGUGGCAAGAAGGCCCAGAAGGGCAAAAAGUAUGACGCCAAGUGCAAAGUGUUUAAGCCCAAGUCCAAGCCUCGCGCCCCAGUGUACAAGUAUAAAUCUCCACCUCCUCCAGCGUACAAGUACAAGUCUCCACCACCUCCUGCGUACAAGUACAAGUCUCCACCACCUCCGGCGUACAAGUACAAGUCUCCACCACCUCCAGCGUACAAGUACAAGUCUCCACCACCACCGGCGUACAAGUACAAGUCUCCACCACCACCGGCGUACAAGUACAAGUCUCCACCACCACCGGCGUACAAGUACAAAUCUCCACCACCUCCGGCGUACAAGUACUCUUCCCCACCUCCUCCAGUAUACAAAUACGCAUCACCACCACCUCCUGCAUACAAGUACAAGUCACCACCCCCACCCGCGUACAAGUAUUCUUCUCCACCCCCUCCAGUGUACAAAUACGAAUCACCACCACCUCCCGCGUACAAGUAUUCUUCUCCCCCACCUCCAGUGUACAAAUACGAAUCACCACCACCCCCUCCUUACAAGUAUGCGUCUCCUCCCCCUCCCCCGUAUAAAUAUGAGUCUCCUCCACCACCUCCUUACAAGUACUCGUCUCCUCCUCCUCCUCCCUAUAAGUACGAGUCUCCUCCACCACCUCCUUACAAGUACGAGUCUCCUCCUCCUCCUCCGUAUAAAUAUGAGUCUCCUCCACCACCUCCUUACAAGUACGAGUCUCCUCCUCCUCCCCCGUAUAAAUACGAGUCUCCUCCACCACCUGUGUACGUGUACGCCUCUCCACCUCCUCCUGCCAAAUCUCCGGCGGUUGCUCCCUCCUCCAUCGAGCAACCCGCUGGUUACUAGACAUGCAGCUGGAAAGAGGAAGUAGCAACAACGAAGACGAGCUUCUCAGAGAGUUCGACUGUCACCUGCAACUGACAUCACAGUCAUUGCACAGACUUCUCAUCAUGCUGCCAAGCAUCGACACGAGUUUUCUCGUUUUGAAACGUAGGUGAAUCCGAGGUUGUGACUGACAGUGACGCUCAGUCAUUCGGAAAGAGAGGAUUCACUCACGGAGUGGCUUGAUCCUGCUCGGAGUGAGAAUCGCAGUUUUCAGACUUUCAGACAGUUCUCAGACAGUUUUCAGUCAUUUCUACAUAAAACGAUUAUGCAACAUUUUUUUACAGAUAUUUUGGGCUACGAUGUACAU